GGGAGACAGAAAGUCUAACACUGUCUGCAGCAGUGAGGCUCCUUGGCAAUGCUGGUCACUAUGCAAUACCUCCUACUUUGUGCUGCCAUUCUCCUACCUCAGAGCCUUCCGUUUCCAAUACCACUUAAACCAGCAUUAUGGAGCAAUGCAGACUUAGACAUUGUACAGACAUAUCUUAACAAAUUCUUUCCACUACUUGAAAAACACCCUGCCAUCAGCCUAGAAGAAAGGAUUAAAGAAAUGCAGAAGUUUUUCCGCCUGACUAUAACCGGAAAAUUAAAUGCAGAAACAAAAACCAUAAUGCAACAGCCCAGAUGUGGAAUCCCUGAUGUAGCAAAUUACCAAACAUUUUAUGGAAGUCCACGAUGGAAUAAGAAAUACUUGACUUACAAGAUUGUUAAUUACACACCUGACCUACCCCGAGAAUAUGUGGAUGAUGCAAUUAGAAGGGCUUUGAUGGUAUGGAGCAAUGUGACUCCGCUGCGCUUCAAAAGAGUUACCUCGGGACAGGCAGACAUCAUGAUUAAAUUUGCACGUCGUGCACACGGUGACGGAUAUCCUUUUGAUGGAAGAGGUGGCACAUUAGCUCAUGCUUUUCAGCCUGGAGAGGGGCUAGGUGGAGAUGCUCAUUUUGAUGAUGAUGAAAGGUGGUCAAAAUACAAUCAAGGAGUUAAUUUGUUCCUUGUUGCUGCUCAUGAAUUUGGCCAUUCUUUGGGACUCGCCCACUCAAAUGUCCGUGGAGCCCUGAUGUACCCUCUCUACUCAUAUGUGAACCCAGAAACCUUCACACUUCAUUGGGAUGAUAGGCGAGGAAUUCAGAAAUUAUACGGGAGAAACUCAGCAAACUCGUGAAGAAGGUGUUUCAAAAAAAAAAAAAAAAAAAAAAAAGAAUUCAGAUCUGGUAGUUUUGGUGUUCCAAAACCAUUUAAAUGUUCUGGGUAAUAGCACAUCUAAGCAUCACCUUCUGUCUUGAACUUUUCAUGAUUUGUUUACACAUGAUCCAAUUUCAUGUGACAAUAAAAAAAAUCAAACAUCUUGUAUACUUUGUUUGCUAA
Gallus gallus (chicken) is the source of this 1055-nucleotide messenger RNA. RefSeq names its product matrix metallopeptidase 7 (gene MMP7). Gene Ontology annotation, biological process: extracellular matrix organization; collagen catabolic process; proteolysis. The transcript is spliced from 6 exons. Lineage: Eukaryota; Metazoa; Chordata; Aves; Galliformes; Phasianidae. Gene Ontology annotation, molecular function: metalloendopeptidase activity; zinc ion binding. The record is from RefSeq and is marked validated. Gene Ontology annotation, cellular component: extracellular matrix. Bases 61 to 852 code for a protein of 263 amino acids.